Symphalangus syndactylus (siamang) is the source of this 7351-nucleotide messenger RNA. RefSeq names its product membrane associated guanylate kinase, WW and PDZ domain containing 2 (gene MAGI2). Gene Ontology annotation, molecular function: signaling receptor complex adaptor activity; beta-1 adrenergic receptor binding; type II activin receptor binding. Lineage: Eukaryota; Metazoa; Chordata; Mammalia; Primates; Hylobatidae. Gene Ontology annotation, cellular component: cytoplasm; dendrite; cell-cell junction. Gene Ontology annotation, biological process: receptor clustering; signal transduction. The record is from RefSeq and is a predicted model, not a curated record.
GGAGGGAGGGAGGCAGCGGCGAAGCCCUCCGUGGCUCCCCACCCGGCGCGCGCGCCCCUCCUCCCCUGCCUCCUCCCCUCUGCCAGUACAGUACAACUAGUACACACACACACACACACACACACGCACACGCACCCUGCCACUGCAGCUGCCAUGGAUAUCAGCUAACAACACACACCCAGGCGCGCGCGCGCGUUCCCACUCGCACCACGCAGGAGUGGCCCCCGGCAUCCCUACCCUCCUUCCCCACCCCCACCGCACCCGCUCACAAGCUCGGCUACUGCUCGCUCCGGCUGCCGCCGCCGCCGCCGCCGACGCCACCACCACUGCUUCCUCUGCUGCGGGGCCACAGCCUUGAGUGUCAUUCAAGGGACAGCACAACCUCACCCAAGCUCUCCUACCUCUGCCCAGCCGUCCCUCUCAUCCUCCCCUUUCCUCGUCCACACUCCAUCCAAAGAAGAGGGAAAGCACCGAAUAGAGGGGGGCGAAGGCAAAGUCUGCUGUUCUUCCCCCUGGGCCCCCUUGCUCCUCCAUCCUCAUUCUCUCACCACCAGCCCCCUUAACCCCAAGGAGCCCCAGGAACUGAGGCGACUCACCCCACUGCCAUGUCCAAAAGCUUGAAAAAGAAAAGCCACUGGACUAGCAAAGUCCAUGAGAGUGUCAUUGGCAGGAACCCGGAGGGCCAGCUGGGCUUUGAACUGAAGGGGGGCGCCGAGAAUGGACAGUUCCCCUACCUGGGGGAGGUGAAGCCCGGCAAGGUGGCCUAUGAGAGCGGCAGCAAGUUGGUGUCGGAGGAGCUGCUGCUGGAGGUGAACGAGACCCCCGUGGCGGGGCUCACCAUCAGGGACGUGCUGGCCGUGAUCAAACACUGCAAGGACCCCCUCCGGCUCAAGUGUGUCAAGCAAGGAGGCAUUGUUGAUAAAGACCUUCGUCACUACCUCAACUUACGAUUUCAAAAGGGUUCUGUGGACCAUGAGCUUCAGCAAAUCAUUCGUGACAACCUCUACCUCCGCACGGUGCCAUGCACCACAAGGCCACAUAAGGAGGGUGAGGUCCCUGGAGUGGAUUAUAUUUUCAUCACUGUUGAAGAUUUUAUGGAAUUGGAGAAAAGUGGUGCUCUCCUAGAAAGUGGGACUUAUGAAGACAAUUACUACGGUACCCCAAAGCCGCCAGCAGAACCAGCACCAUUAUUGUUAAAUGUAACAGACCAGAUACUUCCAGGAGCCACUCCAAGUGCUGAAGGAAAACGGAAGAGGAAUAAAUCAGUGAGCAACAUGGAGAAAGCCAGUAUAGAGCCUCCUGAGGAGGAAGAGGAAGAGAGGCCUGUGGUCAAUGGAAACGGAGGAGUAGUAACGCCAGAAUCCAGUGAACAUGAAGACAAAAGUGCAGGUGCCUCAGGGGAGAUGCCCUCCCAGCCUUAUCCUGCACCAGUGUACAGUCAGCCUGAGGAGCUGAAGGAGCAGAUGGAUGACACAAAGCCAACUAAACCUGAAGACAAUGAGGAACCAGACCCAUUGCCUGAUAACUGGGAAAUGGCCUAUACAGAGAAGGGCGAAGUCUACUUCAUUGACCAUAACACAAAGACAACAUCAUGGCUGGAUCCACGACUUGCGAAAAAGGCUAAACCUCCAGAAGAGUGCAAAGAAAAUGAGCUUCCAUAUGGCUGGGAAAAAAUCGAUGAUCCCAUUUAUGGCACUUAUUAUGUUGACCACAUAAAUAGAAGAACACAGUUUGAAAAUCCUGUCCUGGAAGCAAAAAGGAAGCUACAGCAACAUAACAUGCCCCACACAGAACUUGGAACAAAGCCCCUGCAGGCCCCAGGUUUCCGAGUAGACAGCUCCUCAUGGACAUUACCUAGGCCCAAAUCCAUCCGCCCCCGUGCUGCCCCGGAGAGGUCGCGCAGCGUGAGUGACUUGUCUUACUAUCAGCGCGACCCGGCAGGGAGGCCCUGGCUGUUCGAAAAACCACUCUUCACCCGGGAUGCAUCCCAGUUGAAGGGAACAUUCCUCAGCACCACCCUAAAAAAGAGCAACAUGGGUUUUGGAUUUACCAUCAUUGGUGGAGACGAACCUGAUGAGUUUCUGCAGGUGAAAAGUGUGAUUCCGGAUGGGCCUGCAGCACAGGAUGGAAAAAUGGAAACAGGUGAUGUCAUUGUCUAUAUUAAUGAAGUUUGUGUCCUUGGACACACUCAUGCAGAUGUUGUCAAACUUUUCCAGUCUGUUCCUAUUGGUCAGAGUGUCAACCUGGUGUUGUGUCGUGGCUACCCUUUGCCCUUUGAUCCUGAAGACCCUGCUAACAGCAUGGUGCCACCCCUUGCAAUAAUGGAGAGGCCACCUCCAGUGAUGGUCAAUGGAAGACACAACUAUGAAACAUAUUUGGAGUACAUUUCUCGGACCUCACAGUCAGUUCCAGAUAUAACAGAUCGGCCGCCUCAUUCUUUGCACUCCAUGCCAGCUGAUGGUCAGCUAGACGGCACGUAUCCACCGCCCGUCCAUGACGACAAUGUGUCUAUGGCUUCAUCUGGGGCCACUCAAGCUGAACUUAUGACCUUAACCAUUGUGAAAGGUGCCCAGGGCUUCGGAUUCACUAUUGCCGACAGUCCUACAGGACAGCGGGUGAAACAAAUACUUGACAUUCAGGGAUGCCCUGGCCUGUGUGAAGGCGACCUCAUUGUUGAGAUCAACCAGCAGAAUGUACAGAACCUGAGCCAUACAGAAGUAGUGGAUAUACUUAAGGACUGUCCCAUUGGAAGUGAAACUUCUUUGAUUAUCCAUCGAGGAGGUUUCUUUUCUCCAUGGAAAACUCCAAAGCCUAUAAUGGACCGAUGGGAGAAUCAAGGCAGUCCUCAAACGAGUUUAUCUGCUCCGGCCAUACCGCAGAACCUGCCCUUCCCACCUGCCCUUCACAGGAGCUCCUUUCCCGACUCAACAGAGGCCUUUGACCCACGGAAGCCUGAUCCAUAUGAGCUCUACGAGAAAUCUAGGGCCAUUUAUGAAAGUAGGCAACAAGUGCCACCCAGGACCAGUUUUCGAAUGGAUUCCUCUGGUCCAGAUUAUAAGGAAUUGGAUGUUCACCUUCGGAGGAUGGAGUCUGGAUUUGGCUUCAGAAUCCUCGGGGGAGAUGAGCCUGGACAGCCUAUUCUGAUUGGAGCCGUCAUUGCCAUGGGCUCAGCCGACAGAGAUGGCCGCCUUCACCCAGGAGAUGAGCUUGUGUAUGUUGAUGGGAUUCCAGUAGCCGGCAAAACCCACCGCUAUGUCAUCGACCUCAUGCACCACGCAGCCCGCAAUGGGCAGGUCAACCUCACUGUGAGAAGAAAGGUGCUAUGUGGAGGGGAGCCCUGCCCAGAGAACGGGAGAAGUCCAGGCUCUGUAUCCACCCACCACAGCUCUCCACGCAGUGACUACGCAACCUACACCAACAGCAACCACGCUGCCCCCAGUAGCAACGCCUCUCCCCCUGAAGGCUUCGCCUCCCACAGCCUGCAGACCAGUGAUGUGGUCAUUCACCGCAAAGAGAACGAGGGCUUCGGCUUUGUCAUCAUCAGCUCCCUGAACAGGCCUGAGUCUGGAUCCACUAUAACUGUGCCCCAUAAAAUCGGACGCAUCAUUGAUGGGAGUCCUGCAGAUCGCUGUGCAAAACUAAAAGUGGGAGACCGGAUCCUAGCAGUGAAUGGCCAGUCUAUCAUCAACAUGCCUCACGCUGACAUCGUGAAGCUCAUCAAGGAUGCAGGUCUUAGUGUCACCCUUCGCAUCAUUCCUCAGGAGGAGCUCAACAGCCCCACCUCGGCACCCAGCUCAGAGAAGCAGAGUCCCAUGGCGCAGCAGAGUCCCCUGGCACAGCAGAGUCCCCUGGCCCAGCCAAGCCCAGCCACCCCCAACAGCCCUGUCGCCCAGCCAGCACCACCUCAACCACUUCAGCUGCAAGGACACGAAAAUAGUUACAGAUCAGAAGUGAAAGCAAGGCAAGAUGUGAAACCAGACAUCCGACAGCCUCCAUUCACAGACUACAGGCAGCCCCCGCUGGACUACAGGCAACCCCCAGGAGGGGACUACCAGCAGCCCCCGCCCUUGGACUACAGGCAGCCUCCCCUGCUGGACUACAGGCAGCACUCCCCCGACACCAGGCAGUACCCUCUGUCGGACUACAGGCAACCCCAGGAUUUUGAUUAUUUCACUGUGGACAUGGAGAAAGGAGCCAAAGGAUUUGGAUUCAGCAUUCGUGGAGGAAGGGAAUACAAAAUGGAUUUGUAUGUGUUGAGACUGGCAGAAGAUGGACCAGCAAUAAGGAAUGGGAGGAUGAGGGUAGGAGAUCAAAUCAUUGAAAUCAAUGGGGAAAGCACAAGGGACAUGACACAUGCCAGAGCAAUAGAACUCAUCAAAUCUGGAGGAAGACGAGUGAGGCUGCUGCUCAAGAGAGGCACGGGACAGGUCCCAGAAUAUGACGAACCCGCCCCCUGGAGUUCUCCCGCUGCCGCCGCCCCAGGUCUGCCGGAAGUAGGCGUCUCGCUGGACGACGGCCUGGCUCCAUUCUCUCCAUCACAUCCAGCCCCACCCUCCGACCCUUCCCACCAGAUAAGCCCAGGCCCAACUUGGGAUAUCAAACGGGAACACGACGUUAGGAAACCAAAGGAGCUUUCAGCCUGCGGCCAGAAGAAGCAGCGCCUCGGGGAGCAAAGGGAGCGCUCGGCGAGUCCGCAGAGGGCCGCGCGGCCGAGGCUCGAGGAGGCGCCCGGCGGCCACGGGCGGCCCGAGGCCGGCAGGCCCGCCUCGGAGGCCAGGGCGCCCGGGCUGGCGGCGGCAGACGCGGCGGACGCGGCGCGGGCGGGUGGGAAGGAGGCGCCCCGUGCGGCGGCGGGCUCCGAGCUCUGCCGGCGCGAAAGCCCGGGGGCUGCGCCGGCGUUCGCCGGCCCGGGCGGCGGCGGCAGCGGCGCGCGGGAGGCCGAGGGCAGGGCGGGUGCGCGUGCGGGUCCCCGGCCGGGCCCGCGACCCCCGGGGAGCGCCCCCGCGCGCAAGGCCGCCGUCGCGCCGGGGCCCUGGAAGGUGCCGGGCUCUGACAAGCUGCCGGGCGUCCUCAAACCCGGCGCCUCGGCCGCCAGCAGAUGAGCCACGCGGCCACGGCCAACCCGCCCGCCCCGGCGCAGGCCGUUCUUCUUAGGUUACGUCUCACGGCGUUUUAAUUUAUUUUCACUGUCACACGCAUAGAUCCACGAGGCACCAAGGCCUGGGAGCGUCGACGUGAAGUCCCACGUGUCCGGUGUGCUUGGGCGGCAUCGCGUCAACGCGCAGACCUAAACUGAUCCUAAAGCCCCCGGUUCCCUUGUGGGGGCUUUGGCAGCUAUGGAAGAACCAAAAUAACGUGAAGAACAUCACAGAGAGACAGUGCAGUGUAGCUUUAGUUUAAGAAAAAAAAAUAUUCCUCCCCACUGCAUGAAGGAUUUGGAUGUCAUCCAAACUUUAUAUCAAGAAACAUGACAAAGAGCAAUCACAAACUGGAAUAUCGCCUUAAAAAUCAAACUGCACGGAGCAAGCUGAAACUGAGACAAGAUUAUAUCUUUUAAUUGAUCUAAAGCGUUGUAAAUAAAUUGUUCUCGACAUAUCUAGACAGGGGUUAAAGGGUUUCUUUGACACAUUCGGAACCGUUCACCCAUGACAUGUUUCCAUGGCUCACCCUUGGCAUCCAUCCUCGGUGUUAGCAGCAGCGUUCCCUGCCUCCUGCAGGAUGACUUAGAAAUCUAGUGAGUUUCUUGGUGUGAUGCCAUUUUUAUUGCCAUUUCUGUGAUCAAAUCAUAUUUCUGUACAUUUUCAGUGGUAGAAAAAAAGGUUUUAAAAAUUGUAUCCUAGGGAACAGUUUGCCAUAAGUCAGAAUUUUGCAGUUUAGCUCAUAGAUCUUAAUUGGUUUUUCUCUAAAAUAUGAAUUUUAUAAUUGAAGGACCACAAUUUGUUUAAUCAAGAUAGGCAACGCUGCAGUUCCUUUAUGAAGAGGCUUUUCUGUCGUCCCAGGCUAGCAGAGAUGGAUAGCUUCUUUGUCAGCAAUGUGAUUUCACUUACUUUAUUGUCUUAUUUUAAACCCUGUCUCCAUGACUUCAUUUGCACUUUGACAGAGCAGAGGCAGAGUAUUUGUCUUAUAUUUCUCAGAUUAUAAUAUUAAAAAAUUACAACCGAUUUAUUUUCAUUAAAGAACGUCUUUUUAGCAUUCCUUUCUGCUUAUCCUUCUUUCUUUACCCUUUCUCCUUUUGUUUCCAUUAGUUUUCUUUCGUCUUGUAUUCUUUGCCACUUUAUUUUGUUAGCAACUUCUAGAUGUUUAUCUUCAUGGAUCUGUGAUUGACCUCCCAGUAAAAUUCUAAGCCUUGCCUUUCUUCCCUGCUGUUUUAGCAUUUCUUUGUAAAAUGUUAGCUUCAAUUAAUUAGCCAUUGGUACUUACUGUAGCUACACAUAUUAAAAGGCAAAGUGUUUCUGAAGGCAAUUUCUUUUUAAUAUGCCCUGAAUGAAUGAGGCUUCAUCCUUCCCAUAUUCUAACUCUUUACAGGAGUUCAAAUGCAAAUAAACUUCACCUCCCUGCCCUUGUAGUCUAAAAAGUAAAAGGGGCGAUCAGGUCCAUCUCAAAGGUCACAGGUAAUAGCCUCCCUGGGCUGAUCAUUCCCUCUCCUUGUAAUUGCAGUAUCCUGAGUAGCAGUUUAAUUUUCAUCAAACAUCAGAGUAGUUUAGUUGUUUGACAGGAGGAGAAUAAGGUUGAAAGCCUUAAGUGAAGGAUCUUGCAGCUUGUAAAAGCAAUUUCCAAAAAUGAAACCCAUUCAUCAUAAACAAAAGCACAAACACAUGUAGCAGUUUAUAAUGCUUUUGGUUUAAUCUCAAUUAGUCUUUCUCCCCUGGACUAGAAAUCCCAGUAUAGUUUGCCAUUAAUUUAUUGAAUCUGGUUUUGGACAAUGCUUCUGUAGUGUAGCUGCACGUCCUGGUACUGUAUCCUCUGACUUUAUUUUCCAUGUAUUACAAAAGGAAAAAAAAUUGAGAUUACACUGGCAUAAACUCUAAUUUGCACAGUUCACAGCUACUACUUGUGCAGUAAUUGCUUUAUGCGGCUGUAAUCCAUAACCUGUGAAGACAGCACAUCAUCUAAAUCCCAUUCCAAAUAAUAUUUGUGUAGUGUUAGCUGUGAAUUUACCCUGUACAGCUGUAUCUCUAUAAAUAUAAUUCCAUGUAUUAAUAGUCACAGAAAGACUGUAAGUGAGCAACUAUUUUUAUGAAACGCACCACUAUGGAUAAAUUAACUUUUACAGAAAUCUUGUUUACUGUAUGAUAUUCUAAAACACUGUCAAAUAAAAUAUAUAUCCAAAAACCUUUUCUUUUUCCAACUA